This is a messenger RNA of Symbiodinium sp. CCMP2592, 5937 nucleotides long. Lineage: Eukaryota; Dinophyceae; Suessiales; Symbiodiniaceae. The record is from the annotation of a GenBank genome assembly.
AUGCGGUGCGUGGAAAGUCGCAGUCCUUGGGGUGGUGUUUUUCACGCACAGUUCACUGUGGUGACGGCGGCCAACCUCCCGCCAAAGCCGGUGCUCGCCGUUCACACUGGCAACGUGCGCAGGCAAAUCAAGUUGGAGGUGAACCACCCCUUCGUGCUGCCGGACCCUGGUUCGAAGCCAGCCCAUGUAGAGGCAGUUGACAUGCGUGCCGAUGAUUCCAAAAGCAACUUGAAGUCCCUGCCGGAGGCAAUUCUGGAGGCUGGAUCGAAGGAUGGGAAUGAAAUCUCAGAUAUUUCUCCUGUGCGAAAAGGAGCGACAUCUUCGUGGUCCCAGAAGCUAGAUGAAUUCUUUAAGGUUACAGAAAAGGGCUCGACUUUACAGACAGAGAUUCGGGCUGGCUUCAUCAAUUGGAUGACUAUGUGUUACAUUCUUGUGGUUAACCCUGUCAUCCUCGGAAGCGCAGAUCCAGACAGCCAUGUCUCUACGGAGACCAUAAUGACUGCAACAGCUGUCUCAUCGGCAAUCGGCUGCCUUGUAGUUGCCCUUUCUAGCGACGCGCCGCUGGGACUGAUGCCUGGCAUGGGUCUGAACGCGUACUUCUCUUUUGGAAUCUGCCGGUCCUUCCAUGUGACUUUUGGACAGGCGCUGAGCUGCUGUUUCGUCAGUGGCGCUGCGCUGCUGUUGUUGGCCGUUCUUGGGGUUUGCCAAUGGAUCGUCACCACAGUUCUGUCAGAGCACUUGAAGAAAGCAAUCACUGUGGCCAUCGGCGUGUUCCAGGCUUUGAUUGGCUUCCAAGUGAUGGGUUUGGUUGUGGCAUCGCCGAAUACUUUGGUGACGCUUGGUGACGUAGGAUGGUCAAACAAGCAGCUUUACCUGGCCCUCAUGGGGUUUUGUUUGAUCUCCGCGAUGCUGGUCAGCAGAUUGCAUGGGGCUCUUCUUGUAGGCAUUUGUCUCAUGUCCGUUUGUGCAUGGAGCACCGGGCUCUCAGAUGCGCCGCUAGGUGUUUUCAGUCUCCCCAGGUAUGAUGCAGGCUUUUUGCUGGACUUCUCCUGCUGGGAUCCAGGGAGCGGCAAGCUCCAUGCCAUGAUCCUGGGCAGUAUGGUGCUCUUGUUCGUGGCUCUGUUCGACUUGGCCGGCGUCCAGUAUGGCUUGAUGGGAAUCGCGGGCCUGCUACAAGAUGGGCAUGUGCCGAGGAGUCAAUGCAUUUUCUCUAGUGCUGCCAUCGCCACAAUGUCCGGAGCGGUCAUUGGCACCAGCCCCGUCAUUAUCGCCAACGAGAGCAGCGCUGGGAUUGUUGAGGGUGCGAAGACCGGCCUUUCUGCCCUGGUGAUCUCUGGGCUUUUUCUCGUGUCUGCAUUUUUGACUCCUUUGUUGAGCUCCAUACCUCGAGUCGCGACUUCUGUCCCUCUGGUUCUGAUUGGGGCCUUCAUGAUGGCUCCAUGCAGAGGUAUUGAUUGGGACAAUCUUCGGGCAGCCAUCCCUUCCUUCCUGACCAUCACGGUUGUGCCUUUCACGUAUUCGAUCCACAAUGGAAUCAUCGCAGGAAUCUUAAUGGAUGCCUUCCUAAUGGUCUCUGCAAAGAAGGACCAGCCUCCCGAAUUGACCGCCGAUCCACAUCUGGCCCAGCCACUGAUUCCUCAAUCGGGCUCAAGAGUCCAGUCUCCCGUGCUCGAGAGGGUCUUCAGCACACCCCAUGCCAGCAUGGCUUUUGCGCCGGAGAAGGUCAGCGAUCAGGUAGAGCAAGCUCAGCACCUCUUGGAGCAAUUGCGGCGGACGAGGGGCUUGGGUCACGAGCCAGACCAGGGCGGUGGUAUCGAAAGCGGGGAGGAUCGUCUGCUCUCGGCUUUGGAGGCGUAUGUGCAGUCCCAUACUAUGGUUGCGACCGGAGCCGUGGAGGGCUUGCCACCAUUUAAUCAUCUCUUGAUUCGACUAGUUUCCAUUUACCAGCAGCUUGCAAGUCAGCUGCUGCCAGAGGAUGGCCAUUCUGAGGCAGGUGUGGCUGUUUUCAGGUCCGCCCAAGUGGAAGUCGGUGACGGAGAGGAAUGCACGUGUCUUAUGCAGGUCGAGGUCGACAGGUCAAGUAUGGACAUGAUAAUUCAAAAGGAUGUCGAGGUGUAUCAUGGAGAGGGCUUGUACCACGGAUCAUCAGACCUUGGACUGGGGGCAAUUCCCGUGGCCGAGGCUGGCGGUAUCGUGAGGGCUAACCUCGCGACAGCGCAGCACAUGGUCAAGCUGCAGGACAGCUGCGUCCUGGUCAGCGCCAUCCAGAGACUAGGCUCCUGCUAUUUGGUCUGCCUGUCACAUGAGCCGGCCUUAGUGUGCACCGGGGAGAUGGCGACUGGAUCCACAUCGCGCAAGGCAAAGAAACUCGCUUUGUUCGAAGCCAUCGACAAAGACGGAGAUGGCUAUCUCAACCAGGGCGAGAUGAUGCAGCUGGCCAAGCUAGUGGGGUUCGAUGGAGACACGGAGGAGUGGAAGAAGGAGUAUCACGCUCUUUGCACAGAAGUCAAGGCAACCUGGCUUCUGAGCUACCUUAUGUUGGCCUUGUGCCCAGCCGCGGGAAGCUUAGCUGUUGUCCUGAAAAUGCUGGAUGACACGUCUGACACGGGCUGCUUCUGCACGGAUGAGGAACUCCAGCUCCUGUUGUCAGCGCAGCCCCGCCCCGGGACCAAGCGGCAGAAGGAAGACAUAGGUAAUGACGCCAAGGUUCGAUUUUCCGGCGCAUCUUCCGAUAUCGCCGAGGACACGCUGCGGAAGUUCUUCGGAAGAGCCGGCGAGGUGCUUGCCCUCAACCUCUUCAAACUCAAGGACGGGCAAUCACGAGGUAUGGGAAUGGUCACAUACAAGAACGCCAAGCAGGCGAAGCAAGCUUUACUCCAGCUGAACAACAACAAGGUGCAGGGAUGGACGAUUUCAGUGUACACUGACCAUGAGAACGACAGCACCACGCAGAAGCCACCAGCUUUGGGUGAAACCUAUGCCGCGUGGUACGGCAAAGGGAGCACAGGAAAGCGUCAUGGCGGCUCCUCAGGUGAAGGCAGCUCCGACGGGUGUUCGAUCAGCUUCGAUGGUGCUCCCCUGGAGAUGAGCAGCGACAGGCUCUACUCCAUGUUCGAGGAAUGUGGGAAGAUCAAGAGCUUCUGGCUGUUUCGACAGCCCGAUGGACGGUCCCGUGGUCAGGGUCUCGUGGAGUAUUCCUCGCAGAAGGAAGCCAGGUCUGCCAUCAACUACUUGAACGGAUGGUCGAUCGGUUCCUCCACGCUGACGGUUCAGGAGGAUCGUGUGGGGGCGUCUGCGGAGUCGCAAGGCACCUGGGCGGACAAGGGAGAGGACUGGUGGGAUGGUCACUCAGUAUUCUUCAGCGGCGCUCCCAGCCAGCUGCCGGUCGGAAGAGUCCAGUCCUACUUUCGAGAGUAUGGCACAGUGCUGAGACCCAACAGCACAGGCGUGCUGCUAUACUUGCUGAUCAGCCAAGUGACUAGUGUGCUCAUACAUGGCAUCAGAAGCCUUGCCGCAGCCAUGGCGGCAGCGGAUGAUGACGCCGUGACGGAGCAGAAGGAGCUCUGUCGGCGUAAUGGCUUGUUUGUUUGCUCUUCUGUCGGACGGGUCAAGGAUGAGUCACAAGAGCCGCGGAGAGGUGCACUGCACGUGUGUUCAAGUGCAGGCAAGAACAUCCGGAUGUGUAGCAGCGUAGCAUGCACCUGCAUGGACAAGCCAUUUUGGCUUGAAGCAUCCUGUAGUGAGCACCUUGAGCGGCAGCCAGCAGCACAGCCGGCGCCGAUAGCCAUGGCUUCACUCUCCUAUUAUGCAGGAGGUGAGUGGAUGAAUUUUCCCUACGGCAGCGAGCCGCGGAAACCGAAGGUCGAAGUCCUCCAUGCGACCAAGGAGCUAGUAAAGUUUACCCUCAGUGAUACGGACGUCAGUGUGGCGAACUCCCUUAGACGCGUGAUCCUUGCCGAGGUUCCGACCAUGGCCAUCGAGAUCGUCAACAUCGAAGAAAACGACACAGUUCUCUUUGAUGAGUUUAUUGCGCACAGGAUGGGUUUGAUACCCUUAUCUAGCCACGGAGUUGGAGAUAUUCCUCCCGACGGUGGUAUGUUAGAGUUCAAGGAUUGCAACUGCUUUGAUGGAUGUCCAUACUGCACGAGGGAGUUCAGGCUCGAUGUUACCAAUCGUGAGGACAAGGUUCUUUCAGUAACUCAUUUCGAUAUUCAGGAGGACACAGCGCAGACGAAAAGGUUUGAACGACCGGAGUGGCCGCACUUCAAGAAGGUGCGGUGCUGUCCUUUUCAGGACCCUACCCUAGAUGAGGAAGCAGAUCACAAAGAGAAUGGCAUUAUCAUUGCCAAGAUGAAGAAGGAUCAGAGCUUGAAGAUGAUUUGCACGGCCCGGAAAGGCAUUCCAAAGUAUCAUUCCAAAUGGAUGCCAGUGGCAACCUGCGUCAUGAACUAUGAACCGAUUGUAACAGUGAAUCCAGAAGUUGCAGCCAAGCUGACACUAGAUGAGAAGAUAGACUUCGUUCAAUCUUGUCCUCGGAAAGUCUUUGAGAUGGUUGACAUCGAGGACACUAUUGAGGUGGCCAGGCAUCAAGACUGCAUAUUUUGUGACGAGUGCACGACUAAAGCCAGACUGCUGAACAAGAAGGAUCUUUGCACAGCAACGAUGGACACGUCCAAAUUCCACUUCACGGUUGAGGCUGUGACGUCGGAUGGGCCACGCACAGCUGUGGACGUUGUCCGUGCUGCCCUGCGAAUACUGGACUACAAGCUGUCCCUCUUUCUUAAGGAUGCAUAUGGGGACGACAUCCAAGAUCACCUGCCCUUGGAACCAGCGGUGCAGAUGGCGGCAACAUUUUCCUGUUGGGAGCCAAGCUGCGCCUCACGAAGACGGCUGAACUUGUCCGAGCUCGUGUACAGGACGUUCGGCUCGGGUAGCGUGCAGCGGGCCAGUAUCGGAUACAUUGCUGUGAGGCAGAAGAGCGCGACAGUGACAACUUUGAAGGCAAAGCAUUGCGACGGCGAGGAUUGGCACCGAACCAGGCGGUUCCCCCUUGAGCGCUGGGACGCCGGGACGCUCCCGAAAGGACACUGCAGAGACUUUGCAGAGCGCGGAGAGAUGCGGAGAGUGGAUGUCCGGCAGAGGUCCGCCGAGGAGGAUUCUUCCAGCAGCAACAGCAGUCCGAGUCCACGCAAGCUGAGAAGCAAGCUGUGCCACUUGGCCUUUGGUUACGCGAGUGAAGCCGUGCUUCUGCAGCAAAGCCACGUGAUUUCCAGCGGCUUCUGGGGAAGAGCUCUUGGUGGCAACGACGUUGCUGGUAAGCACCCUCACGCACCUUCGGACUCUCCAUGCGGAGGCGUGGCAGUGACUGCGAAGCCUCUCAGGCCGUUGAGGGGUCAGGCCAGCCGACCAUCCCGUGGACUGCCGUCGGCACGGGCUGCAUAUUACUUCGAGCUUGAGGUGCUGGAGACAGAUCCGGAGACCACUAGCACUCUGUCGCUGGGGUUCUGCUUCUUUGCAGGGAAGAAGAUGCAGGAGCCGCUUCCUCCAUCCGCCACCGAGUUGCCGGGUGCCUUCGUGCUUGGAGGAGAAUUGCCAAAGGCCCACUUCGGUGGCACGGAGAUUGGAAGCUCGCUGGAAUGGCGGCCACUGAUCCAUGUGCACGCGGGAAGUCGGAUCGGCGCACUACUCGAGGUGAGGGACUUCGUGAGUGGCUUGCGCGAGCUGCCGGUCUUGCGGGCAUCCAUAUUCCAGGACGGCACACUGAGGACUGAGGCCUCCAUUUGCCCAUCCGGCCUGUCAUCCCUGACACAGGAAGAGCAGAACUGCGUCCUAUCCGCAUCUGCAGGGCAAAGGCCACAUGGCCUGACGGAGGUCCGUGGCAACGUGCGGAGCCUCCGUCUUUGUACAGACGUCAGUGAACCGCCCUUGCUUCGCUGA